AUGCUUAUACGCUUCCCAAGAGUAAAAAGCUACGAUGACGGUACGGUACGGGAUGAUGACCUCGCGGAGACCAUGAUCGAAAUGUCCCGGUAUGCCAUGCAGGUUGGCGUCCCGCUUUCAGGCGUCGCACAUUCCCCGUUUUCCGAAGAAUGGAUUCUGAAUGGUCGAGAAACGAAGUCAUGCAUAAGAAAUAAGCGGGUGGACAAUCUCCGAGGAAGCUCAGCCUCGAAGUCUUUCAAUCUGAUUACGGUCAGGCGCCUGUGUACGGAGUAUGGUAUCAAGGGCAACAAAAAAUUGCCUGGGGGGAAGACCACACCACCACAUCACUAA
This is a messenger RNA of Nannizzia gypsea CBS 118893, 330 nucleotides long. RefSeq lists its product as hypothetical. The record is from RefSeq and is a predicted model, not a curated record. The transcript has 2 exons. Lineage: Eukaryota; Fungi; Ascomycota; Eurotiomycetes; Onygenales; Arthrodermataceae. Bases 1 to 330 code for a protein of 109 amino acids.